UUAGUGAUCAUGGACUUCGGCUCUUGCCUGGAGUGAUCCUGUUCGCAUUUUAUUCUUUGCACAGAAUAGGAAGGAGGUUCGCUUGCUUUGCGCAGAAGCUGAGCUACAGGAGAAAGCAGAGCCAAUGUGAUUUAUUGAAUGAAAGCACUGGACACUUACCAGCAACUUGUUCCUCGGCUGCCUCGAACAGCUUCAGCUGGAACUGCCGCUCGAAAAUGACCCAACAAAUGCAGAAUUUACAUCUUUCUCAGUCAAAAAAGCACAGCGCUCCCUCGUCUCCCAAUGCUGCUAAGCGCCUGUACAGGAACCUCUCGGAGAAGCUGAAGGGCGGCCACUCAUCCUUUGACGAGUGCUAUUUCAAAACCAGAACGGACCGGCUGAGUCUCAGAAAGACCUCCGUGAAUUUCCAGGGCAAUGAAGCCAUGUUUGAGGCUGUUGAGCAGCAGGACCUAGAUGCUGUACAGCUGCUCCUCUACCAGUACACACCAGAAGAACUAGACCUGAACACACCAAACAGCGAGGGACUGACGCCCUUGGACAUUGCCAUCAUGACCAACAAUGUGCCCAUUGCUCGGAUUCUUCUGCGGACAGGGGCCCGAGAAAGUCCACACUUCGUCAGCAGGGAAAGCCGAGCCAUGCACCUCAACACACUCGUCCAGGAGGCCCAGGACAGGGUGAGUGAGCUGUCUGCCCAGGUGGAGAACGAAGGCUUCACUCUGGACAACACCGAGAAGGAGAAGCAGCUGAAGGCGUGGGAGUGGAGGUACCGACUCUACAGACGCAUGAAAACCGGCUUCGAGCAUGCCAGACCCCCAGAGGUGCCAGCCAAUGCCUGUCUCAUGGUAACCAGCAGCACGUCACUCACUGUCAGCUUCCAGGAGCCCCUCAGUGUCAAUGCAGCUGUGGUGACCAGGUACAAAGUGGAAUGGAGCAAGUCUAAAGACUUUUCCCCUUUGGCCGGGGAGAUCCUCAUGGACAACCUGCAGACCCUGAGGUGCACCAUCGCAGGCCUCACCACGGGCCAACAGUAUUUUGUUCAAGUCUCAGCUUACAACAUGAAAGGAUGGGGACCAGCUCAGACCACGACGCCAGCAUGUGCCUCUCCCUCUAACUGGAAAGACUAUGACGACAGAGAGCCCAGACACAAGGGACAGAGUGAAGUUCUGGAGAGCCUGCUGCAGCAGGUCCGAGCCCUUCAUCAGCAUUACAGCUGCCGGGAAAGUUCGAAAUUGCAAACCACGGGCCGCAAGCAGUCAGUGUCAAGGAGCCUGAAGCACCUGUUCCAUUCCUCCAACAAGUUUGUGAAGACCUUGAAACGAGGACUCUACAUAGCCGUUAUAUUUUAUUAUAAAGACAAUAUGUUAGUCACCAAUGAAGAUCAAAUACCAAUUGUUGAAAUAGAUGACUCUCACAGCAGUUCUAUUAACCAAGAUUUUCUGUGGUUCACAAAGCUGUCUUGUAUGUGGGAAGACAUCAGGUGGCUGAGGCAGAGUGUGCCCAUCUCCAUGUCCUCAUCCACAGUGCUCCAAACUCGGCAGAAGAUGCUUGCUGCAACCGCCCAGCUACAGAAUUUACUUGGAACGCACAACUUGGGAAGACUUUACUAUGAGCCCAUUAAAGAUCGCCAUGGCAACAUCCUCAUAGUCACCAUCAGAGAAGUAGAGAUGCUUUAUUCCUUUUUUAAUGGCAAAUGGAUGCAGAUCUCAAAACUGCAAAGCCAGAGGAAGUCCCUGUCAACUCCCGAGGAGCCAACAGCCCUAGAUAUUUUACUGAUAACCAUUCAGGAUAUUCUCUCUUAUCACAAAAGGAGUCAUCAGCGUCUCUCUCCUGGACUGUAUCUAGGUUACCUAAAGCUAUGUAGCUCUGUGGAUCAGAUCAAAGUGCUCGUAACCCAAAAGUUGCCCAACAUUCUCUGCCAUGUGAAGAUCCGUGAAAACAGUAACAUCUCCAAAGAGGAGUGGGAGUGGGUCCAGAAGCUGUCUGGCUCCGACUCUAUGGAAAGAGCGGAUCAUAACGCUGACUGCCCCGUGCCAUUGUUCUUCUACGAGCUCCAGACGGCAGUGAAGGCUCUCCUGAAGCAGAUCCAUGUACCUCUGCACCAGGCACGGAACUUCCGCCUCUACACACAGGAGGUGUUGGAAAUGGGUCACAAUGUGUCCUUUCUUCUCCUGCUCCCUGCCUCAGACGACGUCUGUACAGCCCCAGGACAGAAUAAUCCUUACACCCCACACUCAGGGUUUCUUAACCUCCCUCUUCAGAUGUUUGAACUCGUUCAUUUUUGCAGCUACAGAGAGAAAUUUAUUAGUCUGUAUUGCCGUCUUUCUGCUGUUGUGGAGCUGGACGCCCUGAACACCCAACAGUCCCUGAGGGAAGCAAUCUCAGACAGCGAGGUUGCAGCUGCCAAACAAAGACACCAGCAAGUGUUAGACUUCAUUCAGCAAACAGAUGAAGUCUGGCGUGAAAUGAGGUGGAUCAUGGAUGCUCUACAGUAUGCAAGAUACAAGCAGCCUGUCUCUGGCUUGCCCAUCACUAAGCUGAUAGACCCCUCCCAUGAGCAGAAUCUGAAGAAGAUCAGUUCUACAUCAUCACAUAUAGACUGUCUUCCAUCAACAUCUCCAUCCCCAGAGAUGCACAGAAGAAAGGCAGUGAGUGAGUCACAGCCCUGCUCCGAUGAAGAAGGCUGCUCAGAAGUCUUCCUCCCCACCGACAGUGACUAUGACUCCAGUGAUGCCCUGAGCCCACGAGACCUGGACCUGGUUUACCUGUCAUCACAUGACAUCUCCCAGCAGGCCCUCAGUGGCCUCAGUGGCAGCGCCCCAGACGUCCUACAGGUGCACGACAUGAAGGCCUCCCUGGGGCCCGGUCAGGACCCUCCGGGCCCAGUGCAGGGCCCAGACACCGACCACUCGUGUGCAGAGUUUCUCCACAGCCUGACCCUCACAGGCUUGGCACCCAAGAACCACACCAAGAUGGUGCCAGGCACACGGCCCCCGCUGGGCUUCCUGGGGAAGAGGAAGCCAGGCAAGCACCAGCACUACGGUGGCUUCAGCCGCCACCACCGCUGGCUGCGCAUGCACAGCGAGACACAGUCGCUGUCGCUCUCCGAAGGCGUCUACACGCAGCACCAGUCUAGGGCCGGUGGCCUGCCUGGAGAUCCUGGGGAAGCCGAGGGGCCUGGAGCUGUGGUGGAUGGGCCCCGGGGCCUGCCUCUGGCCCACGCGGCCAGCCUCCCAGAGGAGCGGAGGAGCUGCCUCCAGGACCCCAGGCGCUCAGUGCACAGAGUCUAUGUGGAAGCCUACCCCGAUACACUCAUGGGCCAGGACACAAAACUGUGGGCUGGGUUGAGUCCUACCCCUGCGGGCCGUACCAGCCUGUCAAGCCCCACUAGUUCAGAGAUGAGCCCAGACCCCACAUCCCCGGUUUCAGAAAUCCUAAGCAGUAUGCUUUAGAGUGGCCCAGGCCGGCUCUCUACUGUGCCCCCCACCCACCCACCUCCCCACCCGAUAUUCCUUGCAUUUCCAUCACCUAUCCUGCCCCACUGUGCCCCCCUGUUCAAGGGUUACAUGUACAAGGCUCUUUUAUGUUUCCCAAAGUGGACACAGGAUGGGGGAAUUGGGAAGCUAGAGAUGUCAGCAGCCAUUUCCUCCUCACCCUAGGAAACGCAUGGUGUCUGAGACCCACGAUGCAAAUAUAGAAUUCUUUUGGUGGCACCUGUGGCUAAGAUAGGCCAGUCCAAGGAGGACACUUAAUUCUGCAGUUGUCUCUGUAAUCUCAACCCUGGGCCUGGAGUUCUUUUUGUGAGUUUGUGGUUGACGACGAAGUUCAGUAAGUGAAAAGUACAACGGCAUAGCUUUUCCCGCAAAUCCAAACUUUCAGAAGAUUUUGGGGAAAAGAAGCCCGUGUGGUAUCUGGAGAGCAAGGGGUCAUGUAGACUUGUGCUGGGGUUUCCCUCCACCAAACCAAGACAUUCUGAAGUGCAGGGUUCUUGGGACUCCCCAAGUCCAAUUUAUUCACCAGCACUCACCUGGUUAAGUGGGCCUUGGAUAGACCUUUUUUUUUUCCUUCACUUAGUGUUAUGUGGAGAACUCCAGAAACAGAAGUAGAGGGCACUUCUUUGCUAGCCCUGUUCUGCCCAAUAAAACAGGGCAGGAAGCAGCCCUUCGGGCACGCUCAGAUCCCAUUCAGUCGUGACAAUGAACAGUAAAUUACUCCAGAGUGCAAGGAGAUGGCUGCGUUACGUGAAAGCCUACAUUACAGCAGCAAAAAGGGGAAAGAACUAAGAACCUUUUCCUUUACCAUAAACCAAAUGGGUCCAUGGCAGCUGCACCAUUUGGAACGGCCGUGGACAGGCACCAUGUUUUAAACUGACCCAACAGUUAUUGAACAAGAUUGUGUCCACUAGAUAUGGUCAGGUAGUGAUGGGUUCCUCUAAGAACCACAGGCACAUCCUUCACCCCCUCAUCACUGGUUAAGACUGUUCAGGGCUGGGGUGGCUACCCUCCACUUUGACCCCGGCUCCUCAUAACCUGAAUGUCGUGUUCGCCCCCACCACCACACCGAAGAUCAUCUGGCCCAUUGGCCACAUGGGAUAUCUUUCCUUAGUAGCCUCAGCCAGUAGUUCAUGCCAAGCAUGUGCACGAUACCACCUGGAAACGCUGCUUUAGUCACAUCAUCUCUACCUGAAUUUUUCAUAGGUGAGAAAUGCAAACAGAAGCCACACUGUGCCUUCAAGUAAGGCACAGUUCUCCUAGAGCCAAGACCCAUUCAGUUCACCAGCGUUCUUAAUGGUCCUUUUCUACAUAACAGGCCUCUCGGUUAACUACCAUUCUUUGUUAUCAUGUCCUCAGACCUAACUCCUCCUGAAAAUUCAUACAAACCCCAUGUUCACCAUGGUGUUUUGAUCCCCUCUGUUUAAAAAAAAAAAAGGAUUUAAAUAUAAUUAAUUACCC
Molecule: messenger RNA, 4949 nt
Organism: Peromyscus leucopus (white-footed mouse)
Lineage: Eukaryota; Metazoa; Chordata; Mammalia; Rodentia; Cricetidae
Gene: Ankfn1
Product: ankyrin repeat and fibronectin type III domain containing 1
Exons: 18
Coding region: 216-3449 (1077 amino acids)
Biological process (GO): establishment of mitotic spindle orientation; regulation of establishment of bipolar cell polarity
Cellular component (GO): spindle
Molecular function (GO): protein binding
Source: RefSeq, a predicted model, not a curated record